CACGCCCCGUGCCCUCGAGUGCGAGCCAAUCGUUGCUCGGCGCCCGAAGGGGCAGUAGCCGCGCGAGCCAUUGAACAUGGCGGAGGACGCCUCCUCAGCGGCACCAAGCCCGCGGGGCUGUGCGGAUGGUAGGGAUGCCGACACUACCGAGGAGCAGAUGGCAGAAACGGAGACAAACGACGAGGAGCAGUUCGAGUGUCAGGAACUGCUCGAGUGCCAGGUGCAGGUGGGGGCCCCCGAGGAGGAGGAGGAGGACGCGGGCCUGGUGACCGAGGCCGAGGCCGUGGCUGCCGGCUGGAUGCUCGAUUUCCUCUGCCUCUCUCUUUGCCGAGCUUUCCGCGACGGCCGGUCAGAGGACUUCCGCCGGACCCGCAACAGCGCCGAGGCUAUUAUUCAUGGACUAUCCAGUCUAACAGCUUACCAGUUGAGAACGAUAUACAUAUGUCAGUUUUUGACAAGAAUUGCAGCAGGAAAAACCCUUGAUGCACAGUUUGAAAAUGAUGAACGAAUUACACCCUUGGAAUCAGCCCUGAUGAUUUGGGGUUCAAUUGAAAAGGAGCAUGACAAACUUCACGAAGAAAUACAGAAUUUAAUUAAAAUUCAGGCUAUAGCUGUUUGUAUGGAAAAUGGCAACUUUAAAGAAGCAGAAGAAGUCUUUGAAAGAAUAUUUGGUGAUCCAAAUUCUUAUAUGCCUUUCAAAAGCAAAUUGCUUAUGAUAAUCUCUCAGAAAGAUACAUUUCAUUCCUUUUUUCAACACUUCAGCUACAACCACAUGAUGGAGAAAAUUAAGAGUUAUGUGAAUUAUGUGCUAAGUGAAAAAUCGUCAACCUUUCUAAUGAAGGCAGCAGCAAAAGUAGUAGAAAGUAAAAGAACAAGAACAAUAACUUCUCAAGAUAAACCUAAUGGUAAUGAUGUUGAAAUGGAAACUGAAGCUAAUUUGGAUACAAGAAAAAGUGUUAGUGACAAACAGUCUGCGGUAACUGAAUCCUCAGAGGGUACAGUAUCCUUAUUGAGGUCUCACAAGAAUCUUUUCUUAUCUAAGUUGCAACAUGGAACCCAGCAACAAGACUUUAAUAAUAAGAAAGAAAGAAGAAUAGGAACUCUUCAAAGUACAAAAAAGAAAAAAGAAAGCAGAAGAGCCACUGAAAGCAGAAUACCUGUUUCAAAGGGUCAACCGGUAACACCUGAAAAACAUCGAGCUAGAAAAAAACAGGCAUGGCUUUGGGAAGAAGACAAGAAUUUGAGAUCUGGCGUGAGGAAAUAUGGAGAGGGAAACUGGUCUAAAAUACUACUGCAUUAUAAAUUCAACAACCGGACAAGUGUCAUGUUAAAAGACAGAUGGAGGACCAUGAAGAAACUAAAACUGAUUUGCUCAGACAGUGAAGACUGAUUGUGUUUGUAAAAACUUGAUGAAAGGACAGUUAAGUAUUUUGAUCACUGCAUUUUGUUUGAAACUUGCGUCAUUUAUGUAUUUUAAAACUUUUGUUUAAAGCAUUACAGUAUUUUUCUGUGACCAAUUAUUAUGAGGGUUUGUGCUACAAGAGUUAAAGCAUAUGCUAUCAUUGUAUUCUUUAAGAACCUUAUUUUGAUAAAAUGUAAAUUUGUUGAACUCUGCCACAUUUAGUAUCCCCACCCCCAAAUCCUGUUCCAAUGAAAAAACUAAAACAUGAUCCAAAAAAAAAAAAAUUUCAGUUAACCUAUUUUGUGUCUCUAGGCUGACUUCAGCCCUGUAACAUAACCCAUUAAAAUGAAUUUUCUUUUUUUUUUUUUAAGACAGAGUCUCUGUCGCCCAGGCUGGAGUGCAAUGGCGUAAUUUCAGCUCACUGCAACCUCUGCCUCCCAGAUUCAAAUGAUUCUCCUGCCUCAGCCUCCUGAGUAGCUGGGAUUACAGGCACACACCACCACGCCCAGCUAAUUUUUGUAUUUUUAGUAGAGACAGGGUUUCACCAUGCUAGUCAGGAUGGUCUUCAACUCCUGACUUCAUGAUCUGCUCACCUCAGCCUCCCAAAGUGCUGAGAUUACAGACGUGAGCCACUGUGUCCUGCCUAAAAUGAAUUUUCUAGAUGAUUGAAUAACAAUAGCCCUUUGAUAUGAGAUAAUGACUUGUUUUAUGGCCUUAAUAUACUACUUAAUUACUUAAGAUGUUUAUUAAUAGAAUGAUAAAUGUACAAAGUAACCUAUAAACAUGACAUACUUUUGCUUUCAGUAGUUUCAUGUAAAUAAAAAAACUUGAAAAUAGUAAUACCUGAGGACCCAUGGGAACAGUAGACACUGGAGAGGUAGGGUGGGGAGCGGGAGGAAAAGCUGAAAAACUACCUACUGGGUACUCUGCUCACUACCUGGGUGACAGGAUCAUCUGUACCCCAAACCUCAGCAUUACACAGUAUACCCAGCUAACAAACCUGCCCAUGUGUUCCCUGAAUCUAAAAGAAAAAUCGAAAUGAUUUUUUUAAAAAAGAAAAAGACAAUAAUAUUACCCAUGGUACAAAAUUUGUACUAUUAGCAAGAUCAUUUUGUGUCGCAUUUAGAAACAAUUUGACUUUUGCUCAGUGUUUAAACUUUGACAAAAAUGGUUUUGAAUAGAUCUUUAUAACCUAAUGCCAUAAAUACAAGAAUCUCUGAUACCUUCAUUUAAUAUAUCAAUAUUGGGCCUAAAACAGUAUUCCGCAAAGCUUAAAUUGGUAUUAACUAUGAUCAUCUUGAUGUCUAUGAUAGAUAAUAAACAAUGUCAUAUAUACCUAACUAAGCAAUUUUAGUUUUUUGCCAUUUUAUUCUUUAAAAGAUUUAGACUAACAGAAUUAUUUAGCAUUUUGAGUUAUGUGCUUUAUUUAGCAAGUAAGUAAAAAUAUUGGAAUAUUGAAGUAUUUGCAUAAAAAAUCAAAUGGUAGUGUUUCGUAAUCUCUAUUGUAUUUCCUAUUAAGGUUUCAUAUAUUACUUUCCCAUUGUUCCUGAAUUUGUUAUCCUAUAUAUAAACAGAAACAUGGAUGAGUA
Molecule: messenger RNA, 2991 nt
Organism: Rhinopithecus roxellana (golden snub-nosed monkey)
Lineage: Eukaryota; Metazoa; Chordata; Mammalia; Primates; Cercopithecidae
Gene: TERF1
Product: telomeric repeat binding factor 1
Exons: 10
Coding region: 77-1390 (437 amino acids)
Biological process (GO): telomere maintenance
Cellular component (GO): nucleus; chromosome, telomeric region
Molecular function (GO): telomeric repeat DNA binding; protein homodimerization activity
Source: RefSeq, a predicted model, not a curated record